Molecule: messenger RNA, 901 nt
Organism: Elaeis guineensis (African oil palm)
Lineage: Eukaryota; Viridiplantae; Streptophyta; Magnoliopsida; Arecales; Arecaceae
Source: RefSeq, a predicted model, not a curated record
CUCCUGUUAUCAUAUUGUUAGAUCACGAAUCCGAACGGUCAUAAGAAACCUGAUCCGCACAGAAUCCCAACAUGCAAGUGGCCCAGAUAAUGUCCAUCACCGGGGCAUUUCUGAUGUCCCGUCCAAAGCUAAUCCCACGAGAAGAGAGAAAUUAGGCCGACCAAAAAGCCAAAUUAAUACAAAGCCCCCCGAAAGGAAUCCCCAAAACUAUUCCCCUCUUUCCUCUCGCUCUCCCGUCCGUCUUAUUCCGACUAUGGACUACUCCGCCCUCACCGAAGCUCAGCAGCAGCAGUACCACCAGCAGUAUCAGCCCCAAGACCACCAGGCCACCACCCAGCCCUACGAACCCGGCCAGGCCCAGGCUUACGAGGCCUAUUACGCCUCUUACCACCACCCCCACUACGACCCAAACGCCUACCACCACCCCCACCACCACUACUACCCCCACGACUACUCCUCGUACCAGCCUCCCCCGCCCGCUGCCCAUCCCGAUCCCGUCCCUGCCCCCUCCACCGCCGCCGCCGCGCCGCAUGACCCCUCCCAAAUCCACCCGUCACAACCAUAUCACCAUCCGGCAUCCGCCACGGCGGCCGGCGGGCAUGCAUACCCGCCGCUGCCUCUGGAGCAGCAGGGAUCGGGUUCGUCGUCGACGUUGGGGAGGUUGAACCCCCCGGCGGCGGCGGCACUCUCCCAGCUGACGCAGUUCGCGGGGACCAUGGACGCGGCCGAGCGAGCGAUGGUGGGGAUGCAGGAGAGGCCAUGGCAUGGGAAGAACGGGGGGAUGAUGGGGCCCGGGGGGCCGCCGCCGGCGCCGCCCCAUCAUCCUCAACACCCCCACCACCGGCCCCAUCACCCGCACCACCACCCGACGCAGCAAUGGGCGGUCGCGAUUAGGCCAGGG